Cladocopium goreaui is the source of this 1935-nucleotide messenger RNA. The record is from the annotation of a GenBank genome assembly. NCBI's taxonomy places the organism in Eukaryota, Dinophyceae, Suessiales, Symbiodiniaceae.
AUGGGAAGGCCAAAGAAGGAGAAGACGCCACUGCCAGAGCAGUCGCCUUCAAACCCAAACCAAGUUCAGGGCUUGCUCAGUAAGGCCAAAGAGACCUUGGCCCUUGCUAAGCAGAAAAGGAAGUGUGAAGGUGAGGAAGGGAUAGAGUCAGUGCCCACACCAUGCAAGGCCAAGACAGCCCCCCCUUGCCCAAAGGUUCCACAGCAGAGGCUUCGCAGCAAGUCCCCGGCAAACAUGACAGCAGCGCCAAAGCAGGCACCUCCAAAGCCAGCACCUGCCCCCAAGCCAGCAGCGUCAGCUCCUAGCUCUAGCGCAUGGGACCGUGUUCAAGCAGUACUCGUCAGAGCAAAGGCCAUGAAGAUGGAUGUUGACCAGAAAAGCAAGGCAGCACCAGCCCCUCCACCCAAGCAGGCAGCACCAGCCCCUCCAGCCAAGCAGGCAGCCACAGUUGUCAAGGCAGCACCUCUUGUAAUCAAAGCCGUUAGUUCUCCACCACCCAAGGCUGUUGCAAAGGCAACUAGUGCAGAAAACUUGUCACCUGGGUCUGUUGCUAAGUCACCUGAUGGAGAAACCUUGGAGAAAGCUCCUGCCUUACCAUCUGCUGACCCUGUCACCCCCCCACCCAAGGCUUCACUGACCUCACCUCAGGGUAGCAUAGAGACACUCACAAGCACAGCCGACACAAUGCCCGACAUGAGUGAAGAGAGUGGAAAGGAUGAUGGGUGGGGGGAAAACUGGAAAGGUCAUUGGGAGUCUAAUCAAGCCUACUAUGGAUGGAACUAUGGGUGGCAUGGAUCCUAUGGCUACCAUCCUCACUACUGGGACAGCCCUGGUUAUGAUUCUCAGUGGCGUUAUGACCCAUCCCCUCACUCUUCGUGGAGAGAGCAUUGCCCCCCAACACCUGGCAGUGUCACUGGCAGUGACGCACAGUCACAGGUCAGGGAGUGUUUGGCAAACCGCAUGCCCAGUUUUGCCGACAAGCUUUCGAAGGCAGGUGAAGUUGACGAGAACGAGGACAUGGAGACACGUCCGGUUCCCAACGAUGAGGUUUCCAAGGAGCUUCCAGGGGAGUUGGGUGAGGAGCAAGUUGGUGAUGAUGAUAAUGAUGAUGAAGAGGGUGGAGAGGAGAGAUGGAUGAGGGACAAACGUGGGAAUAUCAUUUCGCCAAAGGCGUUGUACAUGCGCUUUUACCGAAAGCUGCGAAGCAAGAAGAACCCUCCUCCACCUGAAGUGGCAGAGCAAUUCAUCGCUGCUGAGAAGAGUAAGAACCGAAUGCAUGAGCUCUACUUGCACUAUGUCAGUUGCAAGGGCGUCUGGACAAAGUCUUCGUUGGUCAUCAAUGCGAGGAAGGAACACCACAAGCGUCAGAAAUCAACUUUUGAAUUCUGGACCCGAGACAAGAUGAUUCAGGAACUUGGUACAGACCUUGCUGAUGAUUUGAUUGCCCGCCACAAGACGGCUGAACAGGCGUUGCCAGCAUCUAAGAAGGGUCAAUUUAUCAUCAAGAACCCCGACUUCCCGGACAGAGAGGAUCUGCACCGCUACAAGAACUUCGCAGGCCUGCGCCAGGUGAAAGAGGAGAAGCAUUCAACUUCUGCAAGUCUCACUAUGGAGGCUGAGGUGAACAAUGGGGCCCAUCGCAUGUUGACAGAAUGCAAGGCUCUUCAGAACAAGCUGCAGGCGUGCAAGGAAGUGUCAGAGAAGUACAAGAGCGCCUUGCUCGAAGAUUUGGUAGCUGCUGAAGGCAAUCUUACCAGCGCAAAGAAGGCUGCAGUCAAUGCCUUGGCCACCAAGUGCAACGACUUGCAAGACCAGUGUGCCCUCUUCAAGAAGGUGUCAGACCCUGUGAAAACUUGUCUUAGGAAGGCGGACCCGGCAGCGAAGGCAAAGGCAAAGGCCAAGGCCAAGAAAGUUUCCAACUCGGCUGCCAAGUAA